AUGGCCGAGGCGGCCGUGACGGAGCCCCCGCUGGACACGGCCGAUGACGUCCCGAGGUCCAAGUCAUGCUCGGACAUGUCCGUGCAGGACUUCCUCGACUUUCUCCAUUCCUCCUACCAACUUCACCAAACGGUGGAGGCAGUGCGGGACGGAAGUAGGAGUGUCCAGCACAUCAACUGGAGGCAGCUGCUCGACACACCCACCGUCCAGGGUGUCCGAAGUGUCCCCUCAGGAGAGCAAAAUGACACCCAGCAAGUUAAUAAUUUGAGUGACCAAAGUGUAGCAAAGAGAAAGUUGCACCAAGUACUGCAGGAGGGGCUUUUGGACUCGGUGCUGCCGUACUUGGUGCCCAAAAACGCCGGUUCGUCGGCGGCAGGUGCCAAAAAGGUGGACGAAGCGUCAAAAAAGCCAACGAGCCCGAGCCAAGAGAAGCCCAACAGACGCGGAAGACACCAGGAAAAAGCGGCCAAAGCCAAACACAAGAUCAACAGCAACGCCGAAGUGGAAAUCCACGUUUGCGACGAGGUCAAGGGACUGAAAAAAACCUUCAAGUGCCCCCAAGCGCUGCUGGUCUCUGAAAUGGGGUAUUUCGCAGAGGUCACAGCAGGGCAAAAACUGGAUGAAAUGGACAUUUCCGUGCACUGCGACGUUGCAAAUUUUGAAUGGUUGAUGAGCUGGGUACGCAGAGAACCAAAUGAAAAGGAACUUUGGCCAAAAUUAGACUGCUCCAACGUGGUCGCUGUUCUCACUUCAGCCGCCUUUCUCCAGAUGGAAGAGUUGCUGGAGGAGUGCCUUAAGUUUUGCCACUCACGAGCAAACGAAUUGCUCGCUGGACCGGCAAAUUUGGCGUGCAUCAAUGACUCCAUCCUAUCGAGGUUGUCCGGUUUGUUCAGCAACCGUGAAGUGGAGCAGUUGCGAGACCGGAAGGACCGCCUUCAGGGUCGUCUCUUCUGCAAACUGAUCGCAGCCCUAGCCGAACCGGAAGCCGACCCCCGUCGGGGCCACUUUGGCUCGCUGGCCUUCAUGUUCGAGUGCGGCGAGUGUCGCCGACUGAUCCCUUCGCACGCCCUCGCGCACCAAAUUCCCUGCGCACCGUCCGCGACCCAAAUCGGCGCCCUCGGAGAACUCAGACAUCGACAUAACAGGUCCAGCGCAUGGAGUCUGUCCGACCAUGUGGCCGAGCUGAAGAUGCAGCUUCGCACGUGGCGAAGGGUGUACUGGCGCCUUUGGGGCGAAGCCCACUGGCUGACCUGCGGAAGGUGUCAGGGUCUGUUCUGCCUCAGCCAGACGGGCUGCUGCCGCCUCCACCCUGAGCCACCCCAAUUCGUCGGAGGACAACGAGCCUUCGGAAGGCACCCCUGCUGCGGACUCAGGGUGCUCAGAUUCGCCCCAGUCGAAACUCAAACCGGUUGCCAGUUGGAGGAGCACGUGCCGGUGCUGGAGAGUGACCAGGACAAGGCGACCUGGGCCCUUUUCCAGGAGUUCAGGUCGAUGGUCAGUCCGCCGCCCUCGCCGAACCGGAAUUUUGCGCCACUCAAGGUUCCGAACGCAGAGUUGAGGGCGACGGAGCAGGCCAACGGUGGUGAGGAGCAGCAGGACAAGCAGUCGACGAUGGCGUGUCUGAAGCUGGACGCUGCCAAGCCUGGACACGGAUUUCUGCCCACGUUUGUCUGGGAGUUGGGCCGCGGCCGCGAACGACAAGAAGAAGCAUCUCGCACCAUGAGAAACUGCGUGCCAGAAAUAAUUGACUCAAGCGAGAGCAGCAGCAGUGACGAUUCAGAGGACAGCGGCGAAGAAGGUGAAGAGGAGCGCAGUAUCAAAAGUAUCCAAUCCAAGAGCAGGAGCAGAAUUCUGAACGCCGUAAAUCAAAUUCCUGCUUUGCCCAUUGCCAGGGGGCCUUUUGGCCGACACUGGGACCCGAAUCUCUCGACCCGAAGUAAUCAAGACGACCAGCGAGAGUACGAGGAGAGGGCAGUGCGGCGACUUUCCACCUGGUUGCUGAGGCGGACUACAACAAAUCAAACUAAUCGCCAUUCCAACUCUCAUGUGCCCGUCGGAGGGACUUUUGUUGGGCUCGAAAGGGAAUGGCGCGACCAACACCUCAGGGGGGAAAGAGCUCAAGUUCACGGGCAUGCCAGAAACCGUCUCAGGUCGAAACACAACUGAUUUGCAGUGAAUAAAUUUUGGAAAUUUCAGAUCAAAGAUUUGUAAUAUGUAUUUGAUUUAAUUAUUAUUAUUCUCCUUAACAUGCAUCCGACAA
Messenger RNA from Neocloeon triangulifer, 2260 nucleotides. Its product is annotated as SANT and BTB domain regulator of class switch recombination. The transcript is spliced from 11 exons. The record is from RefSeq and is a predicted model, not a curated record. Bases 1 to 2166 code for a protein of 721 amino acids. NCBI's taxonomy places the organism in Eukaryota, Metazoa, Arthropoda, Insecta, Ephemeroptera, Baetidae.